AUGAACGGGAAACGUACGCGAGUACGUAAGGUUUGCACACUCUGGACACACGAUGACAACUUCUCGAAGGAUGACGUUGUCUUCAACAGCGACAAAUUCUCAGAGCUCCCAGCCGCGCCAGGGUCCUUGAUACAAGUCAUAGCCCUCAAAUACGGCACAGCUACCCGUGACUUCCAGUCGUCAUCAAGGAACCUCGAGAAGGAUGGUACACAGACGAAACACGAAGAUCCCAAUGAUGCAGCCACGGACGUGCAUUCACGACGGAGUCGUAAAGAGUCUAUUAAGGUCACGCUCGAUGAGAAUGGAUCGGUCAUUCAAGAAGAUCGCGAAGUGGAUACUGACAAGUCAUACAUUUUUGUUGCAAAACCCUUCCCUACCGAAUUGAAAUCAAAGCAUUCCAACUUGCAAGUCUCCAUCGCCGAGAAGAUCGCUAAAGUAUUCGGACUGCGCAAUCGUAUGCAGGUUGUUGUUACGCUGGCCGACGAGCACAAGCACUCUGCCUCCCACGUGGAGGUCACCUUUCGUGAUGAAUACCUGGCAAGAGCCGAUAUGUGGCGCAUGUCGAUAGCAGAGUUGAGUAACCGUACAGUCUAUCGAGGGCAAAAGCUGCUCUUCAUGGGGACGAUCAAGGCAACAGUGAAGAAUGUAUACAUCAACGGACAGUCCACUCACUCCGGUUACUUUUCAUCCAUGACAAAGCCUGUGUUUCGCAGCGAAUCUGCUCGUUACGUGCUCUUUAUACAGAUGUCCAAGGAAAUGUGGGAUUUCGACGCCGAGGGUGCUGGAGAGAUCAUGUUUAACAAGGUGGUGAAUGGCUUUCUACCGGACCUCUUCAAGCGUUGGCUGAGAAUCAACGCGAGACAUCUUGUGACAAUCAUAUUGUUCACCAGGAUGCAGUAUGAUCCUGAAAUCACACCGAAGCAACCUAUUGAUACCACGAAUAACAACGGUUUCGACAGUCGGACUGGUCGCUUCCGCGACUACUAUCGUGUGGUUGUCUCCGACAUGGCCAGCGGGGAUUGGGUCAAUAUUCUAUAUCAGCUAAAGAAAGAAUUCCGGUCAUUCCUCAAGGAUGUCUCCCUCAUUCCUAGGCAAGACUAUUCGUUCUCGAAAGCAGCGAUCACGACUCCUGGUGAGACAGAACCUCAAUUCAUCAUUGCCGGUAAACCGUCUACAGCUGCUCAGGGCAAUAUUCUCGAAGCGAUCAACUUGGCUAGUGCCCAGUUUGCAAAGGACUAUAUUGACCGAGACCUGGUCCGAACCGGCAUCUCUGUCAUCGUUGUUACUGCGGGCACUGGUGUCUUCGAGGUCGAUUACAAUAUGCUCAAAUUAACGACUGACACCCUUGUCGGGUCUGGCAUAGGUAUAGAUCUCGUAUGUCUGUCGCCGAUGCCACUGCAUUCUGUGCCACUCUUUAAAUACCGCAACCCUCAUUCUAUAUCGAGUAUGCAGAGUGAGGCACACGACGGCCAUGACAAAAGUAAUUCUGUCAACGACUUUGAAUACUACGACGAGAAGACGCCUCGCCAGCACCAACCAAAAUUCGGAUCGAUGAUACGAAGAUCUCCUCUACACGUCCCGCCUAUCAUUCUCGGAGGUAUACCAGAUGCUCAGGACCAGGACGAAUGGCGGUAUGCAAUGCCACACUGGGUCGAUGUGUCAUUCUGGUCCGGUCCAUUUGAAGAAAUCCUUGAGCUUGCCAAAGUACGGAAAUCCGACAAAAUCGUCAAAAAGGUGCAGGAGAAGAGUGGGUCUUUUGCACUUAGGUGUCGUAUGUAUGAGCUACAGAUGAUGGGGGUAACGGAGAACGAAUUGGGCGACAUAUCGAUACCAUAUCUGGAAGAAGAUCCGUUUUACCCUCAGCGACUGCGCGAGAAAUUGGAAACUCCGUCAACCGCUGUUACCCGUAUCACGCGAGACGUGACAGUAGCCACAGGGACACUUCCAUCGAAUGAAACCGAAGACAAACCCGAAAAUGAGCUUGAGGAGAUCAAACAGUUGCUUGAAAGGUGGAUGGACGAUUUUGACAGCAAUGUGUUCACACCUCGGAUGGACAAAAAUAUGCGCCAUGACCAAGACCAUCCAGUAAAGCAAUUCAGUAUUUCAAACGUAAAGCAUGAGCAGCCAGAAGAGAUGGCUAAGAGCUCAUUCUUGGCUUCCUCGUACCGCAAUUUUACCGCCUCUAUCGGGAAGACUGCUCGGCCUCCCCCAGACGCAGAAUUUCCCCAACUCACACGAAACAUAUCUCGGGAGGCCGAUGGCUCGUCUCGAGGGAGCGUGUUCCACGUACCUGAAUACAGUGGCCCUGGUGUACCUCGAGCGGACGUGUUGGCUCGGCAAAUGGCCAUGGAACAAUCAAAUAGUACGAAGCCCGGGCCAACGUCGCACAGAAGAGGUGGUUCUGGAGACUCAAGUGACCAUCGUAAGUCACGAUACUCCACUCCGCGCGAUUCGCCCGCCCCGAGUAGGGGCCAUAGUCCUCCAAAAGAAAGCGGACUUCCACCAUUUCCUCGCACGGCGUCCACUGCAACCUCUAUUACAAGUGAAACAAACCCCGCUCGGUGGUUCCUUAGACAGAUUAGUUUCGGCGGAAGGAAAGGUGCAGCACCCAAGGCAACCACAGAGGCGGCCAUCGGGCAAGCUACCAUUGACAUUACACCCGGCAAAGUCAAACCAGCAAAGUUGGCCUUGGGGAAUGAAAACCAUAGAGGUGCUAUUGCUGAGAAGCUCGCAAGUACACGAAUGGAGAAAUCGCAACCCAUUGCUAUCAGAAGUGUAUCGCGAGCGGGCUUGCCGUCAGACGAAUCAUCUUCGCCAAGCAACGCGGGUCAUUCAGUUGAGACGGUCAAGGGGCUACGCACCAUGAGGACGACGAUUCCGUCUCAUCCAGGCUCCGUCGUCAAAGACCCAGGAUCCACUUUCUUGCUUGCGGGCUCGCGUGCCUUGGGCGAUUCUGUUCCUCCAAAACUAGACAUGCUGUCAACGAGCGGAGGCGCGAAAGUCAUCCCUCGAACCUUGUCACCUACCAGCGCCAUUGCUCCCUGGGCUGUGCUCGUCAAUCCCUGCAAUCCGAAGAAGAACAAUAUCAGCAUUGCCAGCCAGUUUCGACGGUGGCAACAUGUGUUCCCCAAGCGAUUAAAAACUGCUUCUGUGAAAUGGAAAUCACUUUGCUCUCCAGCUGCGGUGCCCCUGACAAACGAGUAUUUUCCUAGCCCUGAGCAACUGGCGACGGAGUACAAUGAGAGUCCGUAUAAGAUUACACAGAACGAUGACGAAGAGAUGCUCGAAGCUCCCAAAUCUCGAGAGUCUCUAGUUCGUGAGCUUAUAGCGUUUCGGUUGUCUCAUGGCUUCCAGAUCAUUGUGGGCUCCGCGGUAGCGGACUUCUCAGGACGUCGUGAACUGGACUUGGCCAAGAUAUUCGACGCGGAAUACAUGUCUCGUGACGGUGAUACUGUUUUUCUCAGUAUUGGUAAUACCAUCCACCAGCUUGUUUGUGUCGCUGGUGGCGAGGUUGAGAUCAAGCGAUACAGUCGCAAACCUACAACAGCACUCCAAUCAUCGGCAGGUAUUGACACACCUUUCCCUUAUAAGCCAUACAUACGAACGGCAUUUGAGGAUCAGUACGAGGCACGAAACGUCAUCCUUCGACCACCUCGAAAAGAGUACAACUGGAACUUCAUCGAUACCUUCCUCGCGGGAUACCAAGACGAAUUCUCCGAAGUUCUACGGUUCUGGAGAGCCCGUUUCGUACUGAUACCGGUGGACCUACCGACCAUAAAUAGACGACCACUGCCGAUGCUGGCUGAGGAUUCUGAGGAAGAGAUUCGGCUCGAAGGGAUUCGGAAGUUGACUCAAGUAUGGCAAAAGUACCGUUAUAUUCCACCCGAGGAGCGUCAUUUCCAGGCUACGAACAGUCGAAAACAGAAAGACCCCAAUCCCCUUGCGAUCGAAUAUCAAACUCGUGACCCUUCCGCUAUAGUUGCUGCAGGUGCAGACAAUUCUUUGAUCAACGACACCGAGAGCGAGUUUCCGACAUCAAUCUUCUCAGAGACGGAGCAAUACCACACUUCGAACAUUGACAUAAAGAAGCUUGCUGAAGAUAUUCAAGGUGAAGGAGGUGUCCCUAUGCUUGACCGACGGUGGCACAUGCGGUUGCAUUACAACUGUUUCCUAGGUUUCGAUCUCACGAGCUGGUUGCUGUCAAACUUCAAGGAUGUCGACACGCGCGACGAAGCUGUGGACCUGGGAAACCAGCUCAUGAAGAAAGGUCUCUUCCAUCAUGUCCAGAAACGACACGCAUUCCGCGACGGAAACUUCUUCUACUCAGUCGCCCCUGAGUAUCGCGCACCACGACCUGAAUCAAAAAGUGGCUGGUUUGGCAUGCGUAAAUCUGAUCGAUCUGUGCCCUCUACACCUCUUUCCGAUGGCCCACGUUCUUCGCCUUUGGCUUCCCGAGGAAGCUUACGCUCACGUCCCAGUACUGGCGAUUCGUCAAGUGCAGAUUCUGAGAAAGGUGGAGAGAAGACUCCGACUCGUUCGGGCACUCCCAAACGUAAAGUCUUGCUGUCGCGUGUCAUGCGGUACGACGUAGACCCUCGCAAGCGUUCCUAUCGACCGGAGAUUAUCUCGUUGCACUACGACCGUUUGUCGAACCCAGACAACUGCUACCAUAUCCGCAUCGAUUGGAUGAAUGUAACGGCGAAACUUAUCGAGGAUGCUAUUGUAUCCUGGGCCACUAGUGUCGAAAAGUAUGGCCUAAAGUUAGUCGAGGUGCCAAUUGCUGAAGCAUCGAACAUUGCCGACCACCACCCUUUCCGCGAACCAUACAUAAUCAAGCUUGCUCUACAACCACCUCAAACAAAUACUGAUGCCAGCUGGGAUUCGUCACACUUUUCAACACAGUACACCAAGAACGAUAGGUUUGCAUAUCACAAAGCUUUGCUGCGCCGGCUGAACUUUGUGCUAGACAUCGAAUCUGCCGAUUCUUUCCCUACCGAUGUCGAGGUGGCAUACUCAUGGGGGAGCCCAGAUUACAAGUACACACAAUUCAUUCACAAGAGCGGCACACUCAUGGCACAGAUACUGCACGACGGUAAUUUCGCAGUACUAGCAAAUCGUCUAGCGCAUAACCGCGCAAAGGACACGAACAGGUUCCGACCGACAGAUCCAUACGAACAUAAACGCGUAGUCAACGAUAAAGACCGGAUGCCCACGACCCCAGCAGAACGUGCGAACCCACAUCGGUCACCGUUCUCUAGUCCGCUCGCCCGUCCGGUUCAGGAUUCUAGCCUUCUUCACAGUGCGCUGCAGGACAAACCGUCCGCCACCCCUACGCCAAUUACAGCGACUUCGGCAUCAGCUGCGACCAUAACCCAGAGUCCUGAGCAAGUCAAAGACGAGCUUGAAGCAUUUUGCUCAAACGCUACCCUUCUGCAAGCAUUCUAUGCCACCGAGGUGUUCAAGCAAGCGCCGCAUCCCUCGCCUUCUCCACGCAUAAUGCCCGUUCUCGAUAACAACAUCCCGGCAUUGGGUCUGCCUCCGGCGAUUAAUGUUUUCGGCGCGAGCCCAGCUAACAGUCCCGGGUGGUCAUUGGGUGGAAGUGUAAUAAUCGGUGGAAGUACUAUUGCGGGAAGGAGGCAGGGGAACGAGGAAAGCAACGUAACCGCAGGAGGUGACUCCAAGGGGCUUCCGGUCGUACCGGUUCGUCAAGUCAUCAAUGCCAACCAUGUGAUUCCUACUCUACUGAAGCAGAACGCUCUCAACGCUUCACAUUGGGCGGAGAUCAAAAAGCCUACGUACCAUAUUGGUAAGUGGCCACCUACCAGCGUCGAAGAUAUCCUCGGUUCUCCUGCCAAGGAAGAGGAAUGCGGUGUCUGUGACAAGGACACAUCCGCUUGCGACUGCGACUGCGACUACCAACAGUGGUCGGCCCAGAUGCAAAUUUUCUGGAUCGAGAACAUCCGCAUCUCACUUACCCCUAGCAAGGGCUAUGGAGUGUUCGCUCGAUCAGACUUCAAGGCCAAUCAAGUCCUAGGUGAGUACACCGGUGAACUCGUUCCCAUUGACAAGACUAGGUCUGACGAGGAGACGCAGUAUCUUGCCAACAUAAAUAUUGGAAAGGCAAGUUUGACACAAAAGGGUACUUUGGCCUGUCGGCAGCCGUACUGUUGUAUCGAUGCUGCCAGCAAAGGUUCGGUUUUCCGCUUCUUGAAUCAUUCCUGUGAUCAUAAUGCUGCUUUGAUUCUUGGGCGCAUCGGCAUGAGUAGGAGGGUUAUGAUGAUUCAGACCACCAAGCCGAUUGCGGAAGGUGAAGAGAUUACGAUCGAUUACGGUCCUGAGUACUUUCAGCCAGAAUGGAACCACACCAUCACGCAUGACGACUACACCAAGAUGCUGAACGGGCACACUCCGCGCGACAUGGACGACAAGGUUUGGAUCAAAGCCAAGGUACCCGAAGCGCAGAGCAACGCUAUGUUCCAUAUCUACUAUGGCUGGAAACCUCGUGAGGUCAUCCGGCUCGAAAUUGUCGCGGGCGACCCCAACAACACCGAGGCCAAGGAAUGGGCUACUAUUAUCAAGAUAUGGUGGAAAAAAGAGUUCUCGGGAGAGGAACCCAUGACUGAAGAGGAGGCUAAGAAGAGCGUUAUUAAUACAUGCAACAAUAUGUUGGGUUGCAAGAUAGAGCACGAAGACGAGGAUGAGGGCGAGACCGAGGAGAAUGAAGAUGAGGACAAGAAGGAAAAGGACAAGAAGGAAAAGGACAAGAAGGAAAAGGACAAGAAGGAAAAGGACAAGAAGGAAAAGGACAAGAAGGAAAAGGACAAGAAGGAAAAGGACAAGAAGGAAAAGGACAAGAAGGAAAAGGACAAGAAGGAAAAGGACAAGAAGGAAAAGGACAAGGGUUAG
Molecule: messenger RNA, 6906 nt
Organism: Didymosphaeria variabile
Lineage: Eukaryota; Fungi; Ascomycota; Dothideomycetes; Pleosporales; Didymosphaeriaceae
Gene: IML1
Product: vacuolar membrane-associated protein iml1
Exons: 4
Coding region: 1-6906 (2301 amino acids)
Biological process (GO): negative regulation of TORC1 signaling; positive regulation of autophagy; intracellular signal transduction
Cellular component (GO): GATOR1 complex
Molecular function (GO): GTPase activator activity; protein binding
Source: RefSeq, a predicted model, not a curated record